Messenger RNA from Carassius gibelio (silver crucian carp), 2567 nucleotides. Its product is annotated as heat shock 70 kDa protein 1-like. Gene Ontology annotation, molecular function: ATP binding; heat shock protein binding; ATP hydrolysis activity. Gene Ontology annotation, cellular component: blood microparticle; vesicle; cytoplasm. The record is from RefSeq and is a predicted model, not a curated record. Gene Ontology annotation, biological process: protein refolding; cellular response to unfolded protein. The transcript is spliced from 2 exons. The coding region runs from base 216 to 2132 and encodes 638 amino acids. NCBI's taxonomy places the organism in Eukaryota, Metazoa, Chordata, Actinopteri, Cypriniformes, Cyprinidae.
UUCAGGAGUCGCCAGCCUCUAAAGUUACUGCCAGAGGCAAGAGAAGUCUAGUCUUUCUAGAAGCAGCAUGGGAGGUAUAAAUGUCUCAGUGUCGCUCAGGCCGAAGCAGUCGAGACAAGACAACUCAAGCAACCUGAAGUGAAGCAGAGCUGAAGAGUCCGCUCUCUGAAGCGCUAGAAGAAACUCACAAGACUUGUUAACUAUUGAUAAUCAAGAUGUCUAAAGGUCUGUCCAUUGGCAUUGAUCUGGGAACCACUUACUCUUGUGUGGGGGUGUUCCAGCAUGGCAAGGUGGAAAUCAUUGCUAAUGAUCAAGGAAACAGAACCACUCCAAGCUAUGUUGCUUUCACAGACACAGAAAGACUCAUCGGAGACGCAGCCAAGAACCAGGUCGCCAUGAACCCCAACAACACAAUAUUUGAUGCCAAACGACUGAUUGGUAGAAAGUUCAAUGAUCCAGUGGUCCAGUCUGACAUGAAGCUUUGGCCCUUCAAGGUCAUCUGCGAAGAUGGCAAACCAAAAGUUCAAGUUGAGUACAAAGGAGAAACCAAGACAUUCUACCCCGAGGAGAUCUCAUCCAUGGUCCUAGUCAAAAUGAGAGAGAUCGCCGAGGCCUACCUGGGUCAGAGAGUCAAUAACGCCGUCAUCACGGUCCCAGCGUACUUUAACGAUUCUCAGAGGCAAGCGACCAAAGAUGCGGGGGUGAUCGCCGGAUUGAACGUUCUGCGAAUUAUCAAUGAGCCCACAGCGGCUGCCAUCGCUUACGGGCUGGACAAGGGUAGGAGAGGAGAGAGGAACGUCCUGAUCUUUGACCUGGGUGGAGGCACCUUUGAUGUGUCCAUCCUGACGAUUGAGGAUGGGAUCUUUGAGGUCAAAGCCACAGCAGGAGACACUCACCUGGGUGGGGAGGACUUCGACAACCGGAUGGUCAAGCACUUCGUUGAAGAGUUUAAGAGGAAGCACAAGAAGGACAUCAGUCAGAAUAAGAGAGCAGUGAGAAGGCUCCGCACGGCCUGCGAAAGAGCUAAAAGGACCCUCUCAUCUAGCACUCAGGCCAGUAUUGAGAUCGAUUCCCUGUUUGAAGGCAUCGAUUUCUAUACUUCCAUCACAAGGGCUCGCUUUGAAGAGCUUAACGCUGAGCUCUUUAGAGGCACGCUGGAACCAGUCGAGAAGGCUUUGGGAGAUGCUAAAAUGGACAAGUCCCAGAUCCACGACAUUGUUCUGGUUGGCGGCUCCACCAGGAUUCCCAAAAUCCAGAAGCUUUUGCAGGAUUUCUUCAAUGGCAGGGAUCUCAACAAGAACAUCAACCCAGAUGAGGCGGUGGCAUAUGGAGCCGCGGUGCAGGCCGCCAUCCUGAUGGGCGACACCUCGGAAAACGUUCAGGACUUGUUGCUUCUGGACGUGGCUCCUUUGUCCUUGGGUAUCGAGACCGCAGGAGGAGUCAUGACUGCUCUGAUCAAACGAAACACAACCAUCCCCACUAAGCAGACGCAGAUCUUCUCCACAUAUUCUGAUAACCAGCCAGGCGUCCUGAUACAGGUGUUUGAAGGUGAAAGGGCAAUGACCAAAGAUAACAAUUUGCUUGGCAAAUUUGAUCUUACGGGUAUCCCACCAGCUCCACGGGGCGUGCCCCAAAUUGAGGUGACCUUUGACAUUGAUGCCAAUGGAAUACUGAACGUAUCCGCAGUGGACAAGAGCACAGGGAAAGAGAACAAAAUCACCAUCACCAAUGACAAAGGUCGACUGAGCAAAGAGGAAAUCGAGCGGAUGGUGCAGGAUGCAGAAAAGUACAAAGCCGAGGAUGAGGUACAGAGAGAGAAGAUUGCAGCGAAGAAUGCAUUGGAGUCUUACGCCUUCAACGUGAAGAAUAGUGUUGAGGAUGAAAAAUUGAAAGGAAAGAUUAGCGAAGAAGACAAGAAGAAGGUCAUUGAUAAGUGUAAGGAGGUUAUCACUUGGUUGGAGAACAAUCAGCUGGCUGAAAAGGAAGAGUAUGAGCACCACCAGAAGGAACUGGAAAGUGUGUGUAAUCCAAUCAUCACUCGGCUCUAUCAAGGAGGAGUUCCUCCCGCAGGUGGCUGUGGAUUCCAAGCCCAGCCUGAAUCACAGGGCCCCACCAUUGAAGAGGUGGAUUAAGGAAGAGCAAAUUUGCCUUACCAUAGUGCUAAAUUACAUUCAAUGUUAAAUAAGAUAUGGUGGCUUUACUUUAUGAUACUUCCAGAUUUAUAAGAGCUAAGUUGUUUUAUAUAUUGUUUGUGAUAUGUGCCUAAAUUUUAAAGUUGCAAGACAACUGUCUUUCAGCUGUGUCAGCUGAGAAAUUGAGUGGAAAAAAUUAAUAUAGAAUAUUUUCUUAUAAUUGAUAAUAUGUAUUUAUUAUAUAGGCUACAUGAAUAAAAAUAAAUAAAUGCCAAUUUAAACCACGAAAACCAACAAAUCCAGUCUUUUUUUCUCUCUCUCUCUAGAGAAGGCAAGGUAGAACAUGCAUGACGUUAAACCUGCUCUACUUUACUUGUCCACUAGGUGACGUCGUAAGACAAAUUUACCUCAAAUGUAAACAAUCAGAUGCUUUAC